AUGGCAACUCAAGCGCCUGACUUGCAAUCAAUACUCGCAACUCUUGCACAGUUCUCGCAGCCUUCCGAUGUGGGAAACGCAACGCCGCCACAGCGAUCUGCUUCUGCGACUCCAGACUUCGGCACUCCCUCUCCAGAAGUGCUGCAGGCCGCAUCACAGAACUCUGCGACUCCUGUCUCGCCAGACACAUCUGCAGAGCAAUUGGCGGAUCCUCGUCUCAGGCCGCAAUGUAAGCCAGCUGCAACUGCUGCCAAGUCACAGAUCGACCCAGCAACGAUCACAGUCUGGCCAGAUGCACUACGAUGCGUGACCAAGAUUGCAGAGCAGAACAAAGUUUUUGCCGUCAGCAUCAAGCGCAUGAUGAAUGAUCAACGUAACAACGAAAUGCGCUGGUAUCAGGAGCGUCAAGCCCUCAAGCAGACUCAGGCCAACCGCUCAGCGGAAGCUGCGAAAGCGCAUAGCAUUCUGAAGACGCUAAAUACUUCCUUCUAUGGCUCGCCUCCAGAAGUGGAUUCGCCUGAAGUGGAUCAGCAGAAGGAGAUGGACGCCUUCGAUGAGAAAAUCUACUCGGCGCAGGAGGCAAUGGAAAAUGCUAUGCUGCAUGAGCUGAAGGGUCUCGGUGUGCCAUUCUGUGGAACAGACCCGAGUUUGAUCGUGCAUGAUGACGAAGACAGCGGCGAGGGGCCUUCAUGUAGUGCGCAGGGUUCUAAGCUGAAGGUAGGCCAGGUGCCGGAGGGGAGGCAGAAGUAUAGCCAGAUGAUUACGCCUUCGCAGUUGAUGCAUAUGAGGAGGAAGAUGAUCGAACAUCUGGAGACUCUGUAUCGGGAUUGA
Messenger RNA from Fulvia fulva, 831 nucleotides. RefSeq lists its product as uncharacterized. The record is from RefSeq and is a predicted model, not a curated record. The transcript has 2 exons. NCBI's taxonomy places the organism in Eukaryota, Fungi, Ascomycota, Dothideomycetes, Mycosphaerellales, Mycosphaerellaceae. Bases 1 to 831 code for a protein of 276 amino acids.